CCACGGAGGUUGGCUUGACUCACGUAGCCAGCAUGACACGAGUUUUGCGGUCUCGCGGGGUCGGGAAUCUGUGACGAGCCUGACGAGCUGUGACGAGCGCGGUGAGGAGUGAGUAGUGACAACCUGGAAAGCGCGAGCGGAGGAACUGCCGAGCGCGAGUGAACGUACACGCGAGUGAGAGAGAGAGAGAGAGAGUGUGUGAGAUCACCCUGAUCACAGCUCGAGCUCACAGCCACGCGCAACGUAGACGUAGGCCACUUGACACGGUACACGCCGCGUCAGCGAGCCAACUGAGCCAAGUGCGCGCGCGGAAACGUACGCCGUCGAGGAGAUUAGCGUUUCUACGCGUGGAAGCGGCGCCAAUCGCUCUCUCGAGAUGGCCGGUGCGAUGUUGUUUGAGCGGGCUCAGGCUGUUUCGGUGACAAACCGCAGCGAGGGUAUCUCGUUGCUCAACGAGAUCGUCUCGGACCCGAGUAUCGGCGUUGCCGACGAUGACGAGGACAACAUCCGUGUCAAGGAGCAGGGUAUCCUGCACCUGGGCGAGCUCUACAAGAAAGAAGGCAAGGCGAAAGAACUGGCCGAGUUGAUCAAAGCCACCAGGCCGUUCCUCAGUCUCAUUAGUAAAGCGAAGGCCGCCAAGCUCGUGCGGUCUUUGGUUGACUUCUUCCUGGAUCUGGAGGCUGGUAUCGGCAUCGAGGUGCAAUUGUGUAAAGAAUGCAUAGAAUGGGCAAAGGAGGAACGCAGAACAUUUCUAAGGCAAUCGUUGGAAGCCCGCUUAAUAGCCCUUUACUUUGAUACGGGUAUGUUCAGCGAAGCAUUGCAAUUGGGAUCCGCUCUCCUCAAAGAACUGAAAAAACUGGAUGACAAACAGCUAUUAGUAGAGGUUCAAUUAUUAGAGAGCAAGACAUAUCACGCAUUGAGUAAUUUAGCAAAAGCGAGAGCGGCGCUUACCAGCGCCAGGACGACUGCCAACGCGAUUUACUGUCCACCUAAAAUGCAAGCGGCUCUGGAUCUGCAAUCGGGAAUACUACACGCUGCGGACGAACGAGACUUCAAGACUGCUUACUCUUAUUUUUACGAAGCUUUCGAAGGGUAUGACAGUGUUGAAAGUCCCAAGGCGUUAACGGCGCUCAAAUACAUGUUACUGUCCAAGAUCAUGUUGCGGACGCCGGAAGAUGUUCAGGCCAUCAUGUCUGGCAAAUUGGCGGUGAAAUACGCGGGACUGGAUUUAGAUGCGAUGCGUGCAGUAGCCGAAGCCAGUCAUCGACGAUCGCUAGCGGAUUUUCAAAAGGCGGUUAAGCAAUUCCGACAGGAGUUGGAAGACGACGUAAUUGUACGCGCACAUCUCGGUUCUCUCUAUGACGCUAUGCUGGAGCAAAAUUUAUGCCGUUUAGUUGAACCUUAUUCACGAGUCCAGGUGAGUCACAUCGCUUCGUGCAUAUCUCUGCCACUGGCGCAAGUAGAAAAGAAACUGUCGCAGAUGAUUUUGGAUAAGAAGCUGCGAGGGGUUCUCGACCAAGGAGAAGGUGUUUUAAUCGUUUUCGAAGAUACCCCACGCGACAAGACCUACGAAAUCGCAUUAGACACGAUACACAGCAUGGGAAAAGUCGUCGAUACACUUUACCAGAAAGCCAAGAAACUCACCUAGCCCUAUUUAAUAUGUAUUUAUACAAGAAAAAAUCUAUCGCAAUUAUUGUAACCAUUAAUAAUUAGUUACUCUCAUUAAAUACUGUCGAUUAACUGUAUUUUUCUCGUACGUAACGUGAAUGGCGUGCGAACUACAAGUGCUCAUUUACCAAUACGUUCGUAUAGGAUCGCUUUUAUCAAUUGUAGGAAUUGUUUAAAAAAGAGAGAGACAGAGAGAGAGAGAGAGAUUUGCUUGAGAUCUAAUCAACAAGCCCCCCUAAUCCCACGUCUUAAAACGUACUUUUCGUAAAUAAUCAAGAAAGUGAAGAAAGAUGUCAUAAUAAUACCGAGAAACAUCAAAUAUAACAAAAAGAAACAAGA
Messenger RNA from Temnothorax curvispinosus, 2007 nucleotides. It is a transcript of the gene Rpn6, whose product is annotated as 26S proteasome non-ATPase regulatory subunit 11. Lineage: Eukaryota; Metazoa; Arthropoda; Insecta; Hymenoptera; Formicidae. Bases 377 to 1648 code for a protein of 423 amino acids. Gene Ontology annotation, molecular function: structural molecule activity. The transcript is spliced from 5 exons. Gene Ontology annotation, biological process: ubiquitin-dependent protein catabolic process. Gene Ontology annotation, cellular component: proteasome regulatory particle, lid subcomplex. The record is from RefSeq and is a predicted model, not a curated record.